Molecule: messenger RNA, 2265 nt
Organism: Indicator indicator
Lineage: Eukaryota; Metazoa; Chordata; Aves; Piciformes; Indicatoridae
Gene: EIF2AK2
Product: eukaryotic translation initiation factor 2 alpha kinase 2
Exons: 16
Coding region: 39-1694 (551 amino acids)
Biological process (GO): protein phosphorylation
Molecular function (GO): protein kinase activity; ATP binding
Source: RefSeq, a predicted model, not a curated record
CUGGAUUCAUCUUCGAACCUCCUUGAGAUCGUGUCAAAAUGGAACGUGAAUAUAUGGCGAAACUCAACAUUUACUGUCAAAGGAAAAACUUUUCACUGAAAUAUGAUGACUUAGGGAAGUCUGGUCCAUCUCAUGAUCCUGAGUUCACAGUUGUGGUUAAAAUAAACAAUGUGGAAUAUGGUAAAGGUACUGGUAAAAAAAAGAAGGACGCAAAAGAAGUAGCAGCAAAACAGACCUGGGAAAUGAUUGAGAACCAGCUGAAGAGUCCUUCAAAUGGGCAAAGUGUGGAAGAAAUAACAUCUCGACCACCUGUACCGGAUAUAGACUAUGUCAGCCUACUAAAUAUAUAUUCACAAAGGACGUCACAAUUAGUCGAUUAUCCUACCAAAAAACGUGUUGGAGAAGCCCAUGCUCCCAUGUUUUUUUGUAGCUGUACAAUUAGUGGUGUUGUGUAUGGAACUGGCACUGGGCCUAAUCUAAAUGCUGCAAAAAAAGCUGCUGCAAAAGAAGCAUUUGAGAAGCUGAAUAAGCAAGACUAUCUAACAAUGGAAACUGAAAAAUCUAAUAGCCAUUCUACAUGUAGUGAAGAUAAUUUCUCUCAAGUGCCACCUGAGUCUGACUCAGAUGGUGUUUCCUUUGAAGACUCACAGGAAAAUUUGGUAGAAAAAAUCAAAGACCUGGCAAUAUGUCCUUCACCUUCUCAGAUGGGUGCACAAAGUUCUGCCCUAAAAUCCAGAAGAAAAUUAGCAGCUAAUUUUGGUAAUGCAAGAAACAAGGAAGAGAAAAGGAUGGCAGGUACAGAUACAAAAUUGCCAGACUUGGACCCAAAUACCAGUGAAGAGAAUAAAAGUCCAUUCACUGUGAAUGAAAGAUUCCUUAAGAGUUUUGAAAAUAUAGAGUAUAUUGGUGAAGGUGGUUUUGGGAGUGUUUUCAAAGCAACAGCAAAGCUCGAUAAGAGAACCUAUGCAGUCAAACGAGUUCUAUUCACAAAGAAUGUAUUGCGUGAAGUAACAACACUUGCGAAACUUGAGCAUGAAAACAUAGUGCGCUAUUAUGAUAGCUGGGAAGGUAAUGACCAUGAAACUCAUCCAGUCUCAAGGCAGAAAUCAGACAAAACAAAUACCUAUCUUUUCAUCCAAAUGGAAUUCUGUGAGCAAGGGUCAUUGGAAGACUGGAUUGGAAAGAACAGACAAGACCGAAAGUACUAUCAGAUGGCACAAAACAAAUUUUUACAAAUACUGAAAGGAGUGAAUUAUAUUCAUUCUGAAGGGUUAAUUCAUCGAGACCUCAAGCCUGAAAAUAUAUUGAUAUCACGUGAAGAUAAAGUAAAAAUAGGCGACUUCGGUCUUGUGACUUCCAUGGCGUAUGAGACUUUCACCGAGAACAGAGGAACAAAAUCAUAUAUGGCACCAGAACAGGUUGGGGACAGAUACGGAAAGGAAGUAGAUAUUUAUGCACUGGGAUUAAUUUGGUUUGAAAUUCUUUCACCAUUAUUUUGUCAGGAGAAAAUGGAGGUGUGGCCUAGUGUUAAACAAGGUCAGCUUCCAGAGAACUUCACCAAUGGAUUUCCAGCAGAGGCACCAAUAAUCAAAAAGAUGCUUUCAAAAGACCCUUCAGGAAGAUACUCUGCAUCUGAAAUACUACAUUUCUUAAAGUCUGAUAAAUACAAGUCACUUAAAACUCACACUCAGUAAAUGCCCUUUUCAAGAGCUUCCAGACUGUGCUUAAAUCCAGAAUUUGAUGGCAGUUGAAACUGAUGAAAUAACAGUAAAUUUCAGAAGCAACAGCAAUACUUUUCUUCGGUGUUUCACCUUCCUGCCAUUGAAGAGUACAUCAGCUAAAACGGUCACAUCACCAUUCACACCCACCAGCUGCAGAACAGGACAGCAUACUUCUGCAAGCCAAUUACUUGUGAUUCUUACCUGAAAAAGAGAAGUUCAAUAAGUACAGGAACCUAGUCCUUGUCUCUUAGAAGACUAAGUUUAUGUCAUGCUAACUAGUCUGGCAAAUCCCUGUAUGCGUGCUCUUAACAUGUGCUGCACCUGUUAUCAGUUGAGAUUACCUCCUGCUUUCCAUGGAAGAAGUGCUGUCUUGUGAUAUGUGACCCAAACUCUUCAGAUUUCUUCAGUGAUGUUUUUAAUAAUUACUGGAAUGAUCCUGUUGAUACCAAGACCAAUUUUGGUAUAACAGAUACUCAGAACAGGCAUAUGGGUUAUUCUUCACUGAAUUUCAGUUGAAUCACAGGAUGCCAGGUUGGAAGGGACC